This is a messenger RNA of Naegleria lovaniensis, 330 nucleotides long. RefSeq lists its product as uncharacterized. The transcript has 2 exons. NCBI's taxonomy places the organism in Eukaryota, Heterolobosea, Eutetramitea, Acrasida, Naegleriidae. The record is from RefSeq and is a predicted model, not a curated record. The coding region runs from base 1 to 330 and encodes 109 amino acids.
AUGUCCCGAAAGAACAACAAGAAAAUAAAAGCAAGAUAUAACAACUUUCUGUUAGAACAAGAGAAACAAGAGGAGGAAAAGAGGAAACAAAAAGAACAACGAAGAAGAGAAAAGCGAGAACAAGAAGAAGAAUCUGGAAUGCUUGAUGAAGUGAAAAAUAAUGUCCUUGUAAAGGAAGCACAAAAGAAUGCUAAAAAGCUUGAAAAACAACGAGAAAAACAAAAACAAAAGGAAGAACAACAAGCUGCUGAAGAAAACAAAAUGGUGGACGAAAACGAUGUCGAAAAGCGACCAAGACGUCACACUAAGAAGAGAAAUAAACCAUACUAA